AUGGAAGGUUGUCCUCGUCUACCGGCUAUUAGUUUUGAUCCAAAAGUAUCUAUUGAAUCAGUUGAUUUAUGUGAAAAAAUUCCUAAUUAUAUUACAUCAACUUAUCAAGAAAAUGGUAAUAAAUAUUCUCAAGAAUGUGAACAAAUGAAUCGUCUUCGACAAACUACAAUUAAUUCUUCAGCUGAUGAAAAUGGUAUUCAAUUACUUAAACGAUAUUAUUGUCAAUUACAAUUAUUACGAAAUCGUUUUCCUAUGUUACCUGAUACAGAAUGUGCUGUUCGAUUUACAUGGGAAGAUGCUUUUCAAAAAGAAGAUAAUACAUAUAAUGAUAUUCGAUUUGAAGAAGCAUGUAUAUUAUAUAAUCUUGGUGCAAUGUAUUCACGAUUAGGUGCUAAUGAAUCACGAAGAACACAUGACAGUAUUAAAAAUGCUUGUACGUAUUUUCGAUGUGCAGCUGCAUGUUAUGAAAAAGUACGUGAUCAAUAUACAACAUAUACAUCAGAUUUAACACCAGAUUUAUUAACAUGUCAAGUUCAUAUACUUUUGGCACAAGCACAUGAAGCUGUACUUGAAAAAUCUUUACUUGAUCAACGAGCACCUUCAGUUAAUGCUCAUGUAGCUAUGCAAAUAUCAGAAUAUUAUCAAAUGGCACUUCUUAAUCUUAUGAAACCAGGAAUUAAUUCAAUUGUAUCAAAAAGAUUUCGAGAAUGGCGUGUUUAUUUAACAUAUAAAUUAUCAUAUUAUUUUGCUUUAACAUAUUAUUGUUGUGGUUUAAUAGCUGAAGAAAAUAAAAAACAUGGUCAAUCUGUAUGUUAUUAUGAAGCUGCUGUUGAACGACUUAAAGAAGCAUGGAAAAAUGCUGAAAAAAUUUCAUCAGAUAAAACAAAUAUAUUUAAAGAUGCACAUAUGUUUACAAAUGAUGUUAUUAUGGGAAAAUAUAAAGUAGCUAAACGUGAUAAUGAUAGUGUUUAUUUUGAAAAAGUACCAACAUUAUCAAGUUUACCAGCUAUUCAAGGAGCUAUAGUUGCUAAAUCACAACCAUUUGAUUGUCAUGAUGCAGAAGUAUGUGGACAAGAUAUUUUUCAAAAAUUAGUACCAUUGGAUGCACAUUUAGCUGCAUCAGAAUAUAGUGAAGAAAAAGCUAAACUUUUACGUGAAAUUAUUGAAUUAACAGAAAAUAAAAAUCGAGAACUUGAAACAUUUAUGCUUUGUUUACAAUUAAAUCGUGUUCCAUUAAAUAAUGAAUAUCUUCGUUUACCACGUGAAUUACUUGAUUGUUGUGCUGCUGUUACAGCUCGUCCAAAUAUGACUAAAGAACUUGUUUCAGCUAUGCAACAACUUAAUAGUCAACAUCAUGAUGUAACUGAACAAGUUGAUGAAUUUGAACAAUUAUUAAAAAUUUUCGAAGAUAAUAAUGAUAUAAUAAAAACAAAUAAAGAAUAUAAAGAUUUAAAAUUAAAUUUAAAAUCAAUUCAUGAUAUGAUGUUACAAGCAAAUGAAAGUAAUAUUGAAUUACAUCGACAUAUGACAACAAUAAUUGAACAUUUAAAAAUUCUUAAUUCAUCACUUGAACAAUUAGAAAAAACUUUACCUGUUAUAACGGAACUUGAUGAUGAAACAAAUAAACCAAAAAUAGCUCGUCUUGCAUUAUUAAAUGAAAAAAUUGAAACAAUGAAAAAACAACGUGAAAUGUUAGUAAAUGAUUUUCGUAAAAAAAUUCAAGAUGAUGAUAUAACAAAACUUGUUCUUAUGCAAAGACAAGAAAAUCAUAAAACUUUAUUUUCUGAACAAGUUAAAAAACAUGAAGAACUUGUUAAUAUUAUUAAACAAAAUUGUCUUGCACAAGAUAAUAUUUUACAAUUAUUAACAGAAGCUAAUGCAGAUAUUGCUGAUAUGAGAACAAAAAUGGGAACAACAUAUGAAACUCGUAAUCGAUUAAUUCAAGAAUAUAUCAAUUCAUUUAAAUCAUUUGAAGAUACUCUCGCAAAAGCAAAUGAAGGCAUUGAAUUUUAUAAAAAGCAAAGUGUUAAAUUGAUAAAACUAAAUGAUCGUCUUAAUAUAUUAAAAUCUCAACAACAACCACUACCGCCGAAACCUUUAUUACAUCGUCAACUACCAUCCAAUAUACCUUCUCGUCAUAGUCCAUUACCAACUUGGUCUAAUCAAGAUUUACCUGAAGCUGAUUUUUCAAUGAAUAAUUUACCAAUGACUACAUCUGAUCGACCACGUUUGAAAGAUUAUUUAGCUGCAAUGAAACCUGAUACAUGGGGUUCAAAUACAGAUCGAUCAUCAAAACGUUCAUCGACUAAACGUGAAGAAAAUAUGUAUAUGCAUUUACCUGGAUCAAAUAUUGGAGACAAUAGUAAUAUUUAUACUAAUCCAACACCAUCAUCUAUUCCUUUAUAUUCAUCUGUACCAACUACAACUGGAACAACACUUACAUCAUUAUCUAAUUUUAAUCCACAUCGUUAUCAAGCACAAUCACCAAUACAUUCUGAACAACCAUCGAUGUCAUAUGUUCCUCCACCGACACAAUCAUCAUCUUUUGUACCACAACAUUCGAUAUCAUAUCAACAACCAAUACUUAAUCAAUCGCAUUCGAUUGAUUCUAAUGCAAAUUUACUUGCACAAAAUUAUCGUGGUCAAUCACAAAUGACUUAUAAUUCUCCGCUUCCAACACAACCAUUUACUCAAUAUCAACAAUUUCAUCCUUCACAAUCUAUUCCUCAAUCUAGUACUCCAACUCAACAAACGUUCCAUCAACCACAAAUUCCACCGCAACAACCAGUUUAUCAACCAUCACCUCCUACUCAGCAACAAGUUUAUCAGCCACCACAACAAUCAUUUCCUGUAUCUAGUCAACAAUCAUUUCAACAACCAAUUUAUCAAACAUCUUCCUUCCAACAACCAAUAUAUCAAACUUCUUCUGCUCAUCCAACAGCAAACACUUCAUUUUUUCAUCAACCACCACCACAACAACAUCAUCAUCAAAUACCACAAUCAUCACAAACAAUUCCAACUCAACCAAUACCUCCUCAAUCAACAGUACAACAGCCCACUAUUCAUCAAAACCAGCCUUUCAAUGAUCCUAAUCUUAAUGCGCAUCAACCUUCACUACCAGCAAAAUUCGAUCCCUAUCGUCCACAACCCGUAGGAGCUUAUGAUAUACCCAAACCACAAAAUCCACCAUACACGUCACCAUCACCUCAACAGCAACAAAUGAUUCCGCCACCUCAACAGCAACAAAUGAUUCCUCCAUCUCAACAACAACAAAUGAUUCCACCGCCUCAACAGCAACAAAUGAUUUUUCCACCUCAACAACAACAAAUGAUUCCACUGUCACAACAGCAACAAAUGAUUCCUCCAUCUCAACAACAACAAAUGAUUCCACCUCCGCAACAGCAACAAAUGAUUUCUCCACCUCAACAGCAACAAAUGAUUCAACCACUUCAACCACAACAAAUAAUUUCGCCAACAACUCGUAUCAAUCCGCAAGAUGUCUAUCGUCCUGGUGGUUUAUUUUCAACAAAUCAACCUCAAGCUCCAUCAUCAUCAAUUAAUAAUAAUAAUUAUGAUUCAAAUAAAACUGUGCAAUAUGUUCAUUCUUCUAAUCUUGCUCCAUCUUCAUCUACAACAAAUUCACAAAUAAAUUCAAUAUCAAAACAAUCUUCCGUACCUCAUAUUGCUGAUGAUUUACUAUCAUUAGCUCUUGAACAACAAUUAGAAACAAACAGUACUGAAUCUACUAGUUCAGAAGUUCAAUCAAUUAAUUCAUUGGAUGAAGAUUUACAAAUAAAAAGUAAUGGUAAACCAAUUGCUUGUAUUCAACCAUUAUCAAUGAUUAUUGAAGACAAACAAUCAAUUCAAACACUUUCUACACCUUCAACUAAUAGUUUAUAUCCACCACAAGAUCCAUAUGAUGAUAAAGAUAAACUUGAUCAAUUAGUAGGUGAUGUACAACGUUUUGAAAAACAUGUUAGUACAAUGACGAAAAAAAUUCUUAAUGGUACAGUACCACUUGAAGUUGAAUGGAAAGAAUUAUCAGAUUUACAAGAAAAAGAUGUACAUACACAAACUUGUGCAAUUGGAAAAUGUAAUCCAAAAUUAAAUCGUUUUCAAGAUUUAAUUCCAUAUGAUAAUUCACGUGUUCAACUUGUUCAAACAAAUCCUAAUCAACAAAAACAUUUUAAUGAUUAUAUAAAUGCAACAUCAAUUGGAAGAAUUCGUGAUGCAUCAUUUUUAAUUGCUCAAUAUCCAUUAUCAACAACAAUUGGAGAUUUUUGGUCAAUGAUUUAUGAACAACAUGUAUCUAUUGUUGCUGUACUUUUAAGACCUGAUGAAAUGCAAUCUAUUAAUGUUUAUCCACAAAAAGUAAAUGAAGAACUUCAAUUUUCAUCAUUUACAAUAACAUUACUUAGUACAAAGAGUCCAAGUCAAUUGACUAAUCAUAAAAUAAUACGUCUUCAUCAUUUACAAACAAAUCAAUCAAGAACUGUAGUAUGGCUUGAACAUCUUGGUUGGCCACCAAAAGAAAUGCCAGAUAAUCCUAUUGAAUUAUUAAAAUUUAUUCAAGAAGUAGAACAUUAUCUUAUUCAAACACGAAAUCGACGAAGUACAAUUCUGGCUACUUGUUUGAGUGGUGUAUCUCGUACAGGUCCAUUUUUAGCUUUAUUUACAAGUAUACAAGAUAUUGAUGAAGGUCGAUCAUUUCCUGAUUUAAAUAAAAUAAUUCGUUUACUUCGUUCGAAACGUCGUCAUUUAAUACAAGAUAUGAAUCAAUUAAAAUUUGUCUAUGAAACUCUACUUUAUUAUUGUCAAAAUUUUCUUGUUAAACGUGGAGUAUUAAAAGUUGGUUCAAUGAUGCAUCAUCAAUCAUCAACAUUAAAAUCAACUUCUUCAAAUACUUAUACACAUUUAUUUGAUGAUGAAAUUCAAACAAUUGUUGAUAAAGCUAAACCAAUUAUACAAUCAAUACCUAAUUAUGAUGUUGGUCCAAUACUUUCAUCAACUCCAACAUCAAAUAUAAUUGAAGAAAAACCAGUAAUAAAACAAUUAACAGCUAUUGAAGAAAAUUUUAAUUUACGUCCAGAAGAAAGUCAUAUAAAACCUAAAAUAACACGAGAAGAGUUUUUUCGAACAAAAUCAUCACCAGUUAAAGAUUUAUCUGAUCCAUUUAAUCAAUUAGAUCCAUUAUGGACAUUUCGUUAA
Molecule: messenger RNA, 5208 nt
Organism: Rotaria sp. Silwood1
Lineage: Eukaryota; Metazoa; Rotifera; Eurotatoria; Philodinida; Philodinidae
Source: the annotation of a GenBank genome assembly